Messenger RNA from Ficedula albicollis (Collared flycatcher), 939 nucleotides. RefSeq lists its product as uncharacterized. The transcript is spliced from 7 exons. The record is from RefSeq and is a predicted model, not a curated record. Bases 213 to 869 code for a protein of 218 amino acids. Lineage: Eukaryota; Metazoa; Chordata; Aves; Passeriformes; Muscicapidae. Gene Ontology annotation, molecular function: DNA binding.
CAGCGUCCUUUUGGCGACUGCUCGGGUGCUUCGGAAUACGCAAAAUUGUUUUGAUUCGGUAAUUCGCUGUAUGCUGCCGCAUCCUUUCUGUCCGGGGGACCCAGCUGCCCAAAAAGCCGAUUUUAGAAACAGGAGAGGUGCAGCGGCAGAAGUUGCACUGCCGUGCUCUAGUAGGGAGCAGUGAAGUGUCUUUGACGCAACUUCCUGUUGGAAUGCCUCACAUCAAUGCAGCUGCAGCUCUGCAGAUUUCCAUGCUGCUCUUUGCUCUUCCUGCACAGUAUUUCAUAUCUCAGUGGUACGGAACGGACUCUGCCGAGCGCAUCCAAAGAACAGAAAGGAUAAUUGCCUCUUGGAGAAUCUCAACAAGAUCUUACUUGAGUCCGGAUGCAUGGGCAGAUCGUUUAAAGCUGUGGCUCUUAAAGACAAGGAAUUGGUACUACGGAGAGAGCAAAACUAAAAGUGGUGAAAAUGAAGCAAACCCCCAUUCUUAUUUUGCAGAAUCAACUCAUGUUCACACUCCAAAGCCUGAAUAUAUUAAGUUCCGUGUGGGCCAGGUAAUAAUUCACAGAAGAUUUGGCUACUCAGGAGUCAUUGUUGGAUGGGAUGUGAAAGCUAACGCUCCAGAAGAACAACUGCAACUCAGAUAUCUUCCAGUGAAACAGGGUCUAAAAGAUACUCCUCAUUAUCGAAUUCUAAUUAACAAAGCGAAUGGAUUUGGAAAAUCUACAGCUUAUGUUCCUGAGGAAGAGAUAACAGUUAUUAUAGGAUUAGAGGUUCAUCACCCUGAUAUGGAAACCUACUUCAGUGGAUAUGAUGGAUCAAAAUACAUUAUGCAGCCAUGGUUGAAAAAACUCUACCCUCACGACUGAGUACUUAGUGUCUGUACAUGUAAUGUACAUCCAGACAACAGAUGUCCUUUCUAAACUUGAGCAAACACAC